This is a messenger RNA of Drosophila virilis, 1478 nucleotides long. RefSeq names its product 5'-AMP-activated protein kinase subunit beta-1 (gene alc). Gene Ontology annotation, biological process: signal transduction. Gene Ontology annotation, molecular function: protein kinase binding. Gene Ontology annotation, cellular component: nucleotide-activated protein kinase complex; cytoplasm; nucleus. Lineage: Eukaryota; Metazoa; Arthropoda; Insecta; Diptera; Drosophilidae. The record is from RefSeq and is a predicted model, not a curated record.
ACAGAUGCACACACAUACAUGUAGUUGUAAUUAUUAUUAGCCAUUUUACGACGAAAACAAACUAUUAAAUAAUAAAAGUUAAGAAAAAUAAAUGCCAAACAUAUACAAAAACGAGAACAAGUACUGAAAAAACAUAUAUAUACAACGAUAAACGCGGAAGCGAAACAACGGGUAAAACAAAACCAAAAAAAAACCUCAAGGAAAACAAAGUGCCAAAACAAUCAUCGUCCAACAAUUUCAAAUGCUUUAAGUAACCUCCAAAAAAAAAAAAAAAUUAAGAUACAUUAGAGAACAAGCAAGAGAGAGAGAGAGAGAGGUGAACAUUGCAAUAUGGGCAACGCGGGCAGCUCGUCUGUGCAUAUGCAUCGUGAGCGGCACAAGUCGACGGACCUCUCCACGCCAAGUUCUCCCGCACACUUUCGUGACAGUUUGGGGGCUGGAGCGGCUGGCGGGGGCGGCGGCGCGGGCGCAUCAGCUCUGGGCGGCAUUGGAGCGGGCGGUGGCGGCGGCGGCGGCAGCCACGGCCAAGCUUUCUCGUUCGAUAAAAAACAUACGGCAGUCUUAAACGAAGGUUCGUCGCAAGAAGACGACGACGAGUAUUACACGAGAGCGGCGGCUAAGCGCACAACAGCUGUUGAUAACGAUUCAGCCGCAGCAGCAGCAGCAGCUGACAGAGAGAACACCAUGGAGGAGAACAACGAUGAUGAACAGGAACAGGCAACAGGAUCAAUGCCAACGGGCGGCGAUGAUUCGGAACAAAUGAAAACGGCGCUGCCCACAGUCCUGCGCUGGGAUUACGGUGGCAAAAAUGUAACCAUAUCGGGCACCUUCUCCAAAUGGAAGCCCAUACCGAUGGUGCGCAGUCACGGCAAUUUUGUGACCAUCAUUGAUCUGCCCGAGGGCGACCAUCAAUACAAAUUCUGUGUGGAUGGCGAAUGGAAGCACGAUCCCAAGCUGAAAAGCGUGGAAACCGAUGACGGCGAUAAGAAUAAUCUGGUGUCGGUGCGACCCUCAGAUUUUGAGGUGUUCCAAGCGCUGGCCAAGGAUAGCGAGAAUGUGCCCAACUAUGCGGAAAAGGAGUACUCACAGGAGGUGCCGCAGGUGAAGCCCUGGGAGAAGGUAUCCGGACCGCCCGUAUUGCCGCCACAUCUGCUGCAGGUUAUACUCAACAAGGAUACACCGCUAUCGUGCGAGCCCACACUGUUGCCGGAGCCGAAUCAUGUCAUGUUGAACCAUUUGUAUGCGCUCUCCAUCAAGGACGGCGUCAUGGUGCUCAGCGCCACGCAUCGCUACUGCAAGAAGUAUGUGACAACGUUGCUGUACAAGCCGAUUUAGGCCAAUCCAAAUAAUACAAAACUCUUAACAAUAAUCAUAAAUUAAAAGUAAGCGUUUUUUUUUAAGCUGUAAACUGUUUUCAAUUGCUCGCUUUAUACAAUUUGUGGGUGAAGAGCCCAAGUACAUGCGCAUAUUCUUGUUAA